GAAGUACAAAGCAAGGGCAAUGGCAUCAUUUAGAAUACACGAAGAUAGAGAGAAUGCUUCUCUGGGACACAGAAAGGAAAAUGCGGAUGCAGUAUUCUCAGCAGCACAGCGGCGUGCCCUUGGAGAUCUCAGUCAGUUCGCCUGCAACCAGAACCGGAGCCUCAAACUGCCGGACUUGGCGAAUGGACCGUCUAAACUUCAAGAUGAUAUAAGGACGGUACGACAAAUAAAAAAUGAAAAAAACAUCGUGCCCCCUGUGGCUCAGUUUCGCGCCUUUAGCGUGUAUGAAGACAAACCAAGUGAAGUCGAGGUGAAGAAACGCGAGUCUACCUUCAAGCCUUUUGUGUCCAAAGAACUGAAAAAGGAAAAUUUCUUUGUCAGUGCUGCUGACAAUGUCAGGGCUCUAUGUGCUAAGGUGGAAAAACAAUCAGAGGUGCUUCAAGUCAGGCAACCGUUGCAAGAGAAGAAAGAUGUGGUCACAGCGGAAUCUCCUAUGUCAGUGGUGGACACAAGCAUCCUAUCUAUGUCUAUUUCCAAAAAUGAGAGUCAAAUCCUUGAAGACAUUUUGGAGGAUGAAGAAGACAAAACCACGGCUCAGACAGACAGGGAAAUGUUCUUCCAUGUUGAGGAAUAUCGUCAGGACAUCUAUAAUUACAUGAGAGAAAUUGAGGUGAAGAACAGAGCCAACCCUCGCUACAUGCGCAAGCAGCCAGAUAUCACGCACAUGAUGCGUUCCAUUCUCAUUGACUGGCUUGUAGAAGUGUGUGACGAGUACAACCAGCAGAGUGAGACAUUGCAUCUCGCUGUCUCAUAUGUAGAUCGGUUCCUCUCCUACAUGAGUGUUGUCCGCACCAAACUGCAACUAGUGGGCACUGCUGCUACUUACAUUGCUGCGAAAUAUGAGGAGGUGUAUCCACCGGAGGUAUCCGAGUUCGUGUACAUCACUGAUGACACAUACACAAAGCGUGAGGUUCUACGCAUGGAGCAUCUUAUACUGAAGGUGCUGUCGUUUGACCUCUCCACUCCCACAUCGCUUGCCUUCCUCUCGCACUACUGUAUUUCCAAUGGACUAUCAAAGAAGACAUUCCAUUUGGCUUCUUACAUCGCGGAGUUGUGUCUGUUGGAAGCCGACCCGUACUUGCAGUUCAAGCCGUCGGUGAUCGCCGCCGCGUCACUCGCCACAGCGCGACACUGCCUCCUUUGCGAGUCUUGCGAACGUUUCGAGAACAGGGAUAUACCUGAGGCGGAAGAGCGUCCGGCGGCGCCGGCGUGCGCGGGCGCGGCCUGGCCCCUGGCGCUGGCGGCGUCGGCCGGCUACGCGCUGGCCGAGCUGCAGCCGUGCCUGCGCCAGCUGGCGCGCAGCCACGCGCACGCGCCGCUGCAGCCCUACCAGGCCAUCCCCGACAAGUACAAGAGCAACAAGUACGAAGCCGUGUCGACAAUCGAGGCCCGACCCAUGUUCCCUGUGGCAAAGUACCAGCCGCCCGCCAACGCCAACAACACACGCGCGAACGAUGCCGCGAGAUCCAGCUAGUCUAACACACUGCUCACGCUCCACUCUGCUAUUAACUAGUUCCGGACCCUAGCACCUUCAAACUAGUCAAAUGUGGUAUCAAUUUUAAAACUUGCGACAUCGAUUUAUUUAGCAUCAGAAGUCAAUUUGAGUCAAUUAGUCUGUACUAGCGCUGGGUUCGAACAACGAAUGAGCGUCACCAUAAAGUACAACCUUAAGAAAUGUAUUCUUAAGAUUGCAAGUUAUGCUAAAAUCACAUAGUCGCUAAGACUGAAAUUCUCAAAGACGAGUUUAAAACCUGGGGAUCUACUCCCGUUCUCUUUCUGAAACAAUUACAAUCAAAUAAGUAAAACUCGACCAAAUUAAAGUGGACAAUAAACUGGCGUUCCGUGGUCUUUGCUUACCCCUCCUCUGGGACUAGGGCGUGAGCUUAUGUAUGUAUUUAUUAAAAGACUGUCAAGUAUGAAGCUUCAUUCGUAUCAUUCGUUUUUUAAUUUCAGGUUCAGGUAUUACUUAUUAUUUGACAAUUGUUUCUGACGGAUGUCGAACAGAGAACGAGAGUACAAGGGCUGGCACAAUGAGUACAAAACCUGAUUAAUUUAAUUUUCCAUUGAAUCUGUCAUUCAACAACAGUAUUUUUAGUUAAAAAAUAUUCAAGUUGGAUCCAUAACCACUGAACAAAUAAUCAUCAGAAAAUCAAAGAACUUUGAAUGCAUUGUAUGACACGUAUUCCAAUGUUAGCUUUUAUUACGUUAUAUAAUUAGAUAAUUGAGAGGACCUGGGGCCUAAACAUUCCUCAAAGAACACCCGUGCACAGUAGCGGGAUGUACAUCGGAUGUAGUACAGAUCUGUCAAAAAAGAUAGGUGAGUAUUAAAAUGGCGUUUUCGUAUAAGCAAAGCAACUGUUAAAAGACGAUAAUUUUCAUGUUGUGAGAGUUGUUAUUCUAGUUUUAUAAUUAACAUUUUUCCAAUGGAAAUAAAAUGAUGAAGACUACGCUUCGUAUGUGCCGUGUACUGUGUACGAUUGCGUAAGAAUGAGACUGAAGUCCACCGAAGGUUAACAAUAGACCCAAUUGUAAGCGAAUUUGCUAAAAUCUGUACAAUUAGUUAGCUUAGAAACUCUGUCUAUACGGAAAUUCUGUUACAUCGUGCCCUUAUCACGAAUGAUCGUAACUUAGAAGUUUACAAUAUAAACUUAUUUACGUGGUUCGAUUUAGAAUUUGAUGUUCUAUAUUGUAAUGUAAAUAAUAAGUUUUCGUGAAAAUUUUAAUUAUUCCGUCAGAGUUCUAAGGGACGAUGUUACGUGCAUUUAGUUUGAAGAAGCUUUAUUUUGUACUAAAAUGGCUUGAUUAUGAAACGACACAAGCAUCAGCCAUUUGUAUCGCUACAACACUGUUUGUUAGUAAAUUAUUAUUUUUGAGAUAUAAGGUAUGUUUUAAUGUUGCUAAGUAGUUUUUAAUGUAAUUUAAUAUAAAGUAAAUCGCAUAUUUUCUCCUGUUUUUGUACUAGGAGG
Hyposmocoma kahamanoa is the source of this 3026-nucleotide messenger RNA. It is a transcript of the gene Cyca, whose product is annotated as cyclin-A1-like. Gene Ontology annotation, biological process: mitotic cell cycle phase transition; regulation of cyclin-dependent protein serine/threonine kinase activity. Gene Ontology annotation, molecular function: cyclin-dependent protein serine/threonine kinase regulator activity. The transcript has 8 exons. The coding region runs from base 20 to 1534 and encodes 504 amino acids. Gene Ontology annotation, cellular component: cytoplasm; cyclin A2-CDK2 complex; nucleus. Lineage: Eukaryota; Metazoa; Arthropoda; Insecta; Lepidoptera; Cosmopterigidae. The record is from RefSeq and is a predicted model, not a curated record.